AUGGGCUUGGAGCGUAUGAUUAAAGGAGUGCUGAUUGACUUGUCCGGAACAUUACAUGUGGAAACUACUCCAACAUUGGGUGCAGUGAAUGCUUUGGCCAACUUACGAGCUCAUGGAUUCAAGAUACGAUUUGUAACCAACACUACAAAAGAGUCACGAAACAAACUCUUGUCACGUCUGACAACAAUGGGAUUUGACGUGUCCGGAAAGGAAAUCUUCACGUCAAUGACCAGUGCAAGGAAUCUCGUCACCUCAAUGUCUUUAAGGCCAUACUUGCUUAUCGAAGAUGCUGCCAUGGAAGACUGGGAGGGAGUUGAUACGUCAAAUCCGAAUGCAGUGGUUGUGGGUCUGGCUCCAAGUAAAUUCAACUAUAGUUGCCUUACGGAUGCUAUGAACGUCUUGCUGAAUAACAAGAAUGAGGCGAAACUGAUUGGUAUUCACAAGGGAAGGUACUUUGCCACUCAGACGAGUUUGGCUCUUGGUCCUGGGCCGUUUGUUCAGGCUUUAGAGUAUGCUACUGAUAUGCCAUCUAUUGUCGUCGGCAAGCCUAGUAUGGCAUUCUUCCAGACGGUUUUGGAUGACAUGGGAAUCAAGGCAGAAGAAGCAGCCAUGAUUGGUGAUGAUGCCAGAGAUGAUGUUAUUGGUGCUUUGAAAGCGAGAAUCAAGAGUGGAUUCCUUGUCAAAACUGGAAAAUAUCGGCCAGGAGAUGAAACAAAACAUGAGAUGGCACCAACGUAUACUGUCGACACUUUUGCCGACGCAGUUAAUAUAUUGUGCAAUAGCAACUAG
This is a messenger RNA of Synchytrium microbalum, 789 nucleotides long. RefSeq lists its product as uncharacterized. Bases 1 to 789 code for a protein of 262 amino acids. Gene Ontology annotation, molecular function: phosphatase activity. Gene Ontology annotation, biological process: dephosphorylation. The transcript is spliced from 4 exons. The record is from RefSeq and is a predicted model, not a curated record. NCBI's taxonomy places the organism in Eukaryota, Fungi, Chytridiomycota, Chytridiomycetes, Synchytriales, Synchytriaceae.